Messenger RNA from Adineta ricciae, 5067 nucleotides. The record is from the annotation of a GenBank genome assembly. Lineage: Eukaryota; Metazoa; Rotifera; Eurotatoria; Adinetida; Adinetidae.
AUGGGUGGAAAAAAAUCGGAUCCUUCGGUAGCUUAUAUAAAAACAUCUAGCAAGACGAAUGAUUACACUGACGGUUAUGAAAGGGAUUAUGUAAAAACUAGUUUCAAGAACUCUAGUGAUAAAGAAAACAUAGUCACAUCGUUCAAUGAUGAGGAAGAGGAAGUCAAUUGGCUCGAUCUACCAAUGAAAUCGUCGACGAAGAAAGUCAGAUUGUGCACAAUGUGUGGCCGUUUUAAAGGUAUCAAAAUGCGGCGAAAAUAUUUUAUUCUUCUAUGUAUCGCAAUUAUUCUACUUCUAAUCCUUGUCGGUGCUUUACUUGUACUUUACGUUAUUGUUCCGGCUAUUGUUCGUUCAACGAUCGAGAAAGUUGAAUUAUCUUUCCGAUGGAUUAAUAUUGAAGAUAUUAAAAAUGACAGUUUUCGUCUCCGUGCAGAAUUGGAAUUGUCUCGAACAGGAUCGAUUGCUGCAACGAUUCUUUCACCAUUGGUUAUUCAUGUUGAUGAUGUUGGAGUUGUACGAAAUGAACAGUCGAUUAAGAUUACUGGUGAUGAUAGUAAACCGACAAUAGUUCCAAUUGAUUCGCCAUUUGUUGUAACUGAGCAAAGAUUGUUUGAUGAUUUUACUCGUUCUCUUCUGUUUGAAUCGGAGGUUGUAUGGUUUCUGAAAGCGAAAUCUACUAUUCAACCAAUAUCAUCGGCGAUGCCUGUCUAUUCAAAUAUUCCGUUCAAUAAGAAAGUUAAACUCGAUGCUUUAAACGGUCUUCGAAAUGUAAGUAUUCAGGAAGUCGAUCUUCGUCGUUCGACCACAAAGAAUAUUAUUGUCGAUAUUGUCAUCGAAAUUGCCAAUCCAUCGAUAUUUACAAUAGAUCUCGGUGCUCUACAAUUUUCCUUACGUUAUAAUAAUCAGUCCAUUGGCUAUGCGAAAUCAAUUAGUCGUAAUAUUACUUUAGUUCCUGGUUCGAAUGUUGUACCUUUAACUGGCGAACUUCAAUCAGCAUCUUCUGAAGCAUAUGCUGCACUUUCCUCUGUCAUCGAAAACUUCCUAACAGGAAAAACAAGUCGAGUAGGCGCGGUAGCUGGACCAAACGCAACUUCAUAUUCUUUACUUGCCAGUGGCAUGGAAGGUCUUUCAUUAGUUGUACCUAUGCCACCCUUCGAUGAACAAUUGAUUCCUUCAUUAGUAUUCGAUUCGAUGUCACUUAUUCCAUCGGCAACUGAAAAGACGGUGAUGUUGUCAGCGUCGAUUACGAUUAAGAUCAAUUCACCGCUCGGUCAGCAAUCUCCACUAGAGAUUCAAACGAUGGACAUGAGUGUGUUUCUUUAUUAUGAUAACAAUCCCGUUGGUAUGUUAAACGUUUCUCAAGCACCAGUGAAACAAAUCGGUCAUAGUACAUUUUCAUCACAAUUUGAGAAUAAAUACUUAUUAAUAUCGAAUACAGGAAAAGCGUAUGAGAAAUUUGCACAAGAUUUUAUCACUGCUGAUAGAGCGACUCCGAUUUCAUUUCGUGUUGCUGGAACUGCCUCGAUCGCUGGUUCAUUUGCACUCGGUCCUCUGAAUAGUAAAGGUAUCACUGUUGAGAAUACUGUUUCAUUGGUGGGUCUCGAAGGCCUUCGAGAUGUACGCGUGCAUAGUAUCAUAGUUGAUGGAGAAAAAGAUAACGCUCUCCAACUUUUAAUUAAUACAACUAUUGGCAAUCCAGGUGUCACUGAUGUUCAACUUGAAAAUUUCGAACUUUUGAUGGCCGAUGGGAACACAGAAACGGUUAUUGGUCGAGUACCCAUUAGUGUGCUAGCUUUGAAACCAGGCAGCAACAACAUAAUACUUCACGGUCUACUUGCCCCCAGACAGGAAAGUGAUUUACCCGUUGUUGGUAAAUUCUUUUCUGCAUAUCUCAAUAGUCAAACACAGUCAGUUCGAUUGUUUCAUGAUUUGUCUACAGCAACGGAACCAACUGGUAUGGAUUUGACUGUUAGCGGUCUUUCAAUGUCUGCCGAUCUUGAUGGAAUUCAAACGCAGUUGAUCCGUCAAGUUGAAGUUCUCGAUUUUGGUAUUGAAUUCGAUCGGCAAAAUGUCAGCCGUGUUUAUGUCACUGGUCAGUUGUCAGUUCUAUUUGAAUUACCAUCCAACGUCCAUAUGACUUUCAAAGCAUUAACAACAAGCAUUGACUAUGUGAUACGUUUUAAUAACGGACCCAGUAUGAGCCACAUGAUUCUUCAUGAUUUACCUGUUAAGCAUAAUCAAACAACGAAUGAACUUUCGAUGAGUUUUUCGAAAGAAGAACUGAUUGUACUCGAUCAGGAAUCAUUCAAAGCAUUUUCAGCUCAGCUUGUUUUGAACACAAGUGUAUCGAUAACAAUUCAAGGCACAGCUGCAGCAGUAGCCGAGAUUGAAAUCGGGCAUAUUACUUUAACAGAUAUUCCAGUGAGUGAUACUGUUAAGCUGACGGGUUAUGAUCGAUUCGACAAAGGACUUUUACAUAUUGAUAAUAUUGACCUAUCGGGAGCCAUGUCAUCCAACGAACUAGCACUUCGUGUGAAAACCAAAAUAACAAAUCCAUCGGUUGUUAAUAUUCGUGAUGCUGGUCGUCUUUCGCUCGAUUUACGAGAUGUAAAAAGUGGAGUCUCUCUUGGUUUAGUGAUUAUCGAUCCAUUCUAUCUUGAUCCUCAAGGAAAUAGUACAAUAUUGAAUGCAACAGGCACAUUCGCUAUAACACCCAGCAAUACAGUUGUAGCUCAUCAAUUUAUUUCUGAUAUGAUAUGUGGAAUAGAUAAUGAUGUCGAACUGCGUGGAAUAUUACCAAAUAAUUCAGUAGGCACGUCUGUUUCGUUACUAUCCACAGCUAUUGCUGGUCUACAAAUUCACGCCACUGUUCCCGGCCUUCGUAACGAGAGAACACUUGUACGGGAAAUUCUUCUGAAAAAACUGUCUGGAGUUCAAAUAAUUGGUAUUCCACUUGGCACUGUUAAAACACUCUCAACGCGACUCGUAUUGAAAAAUCCAUUUAGUUCGUCUAUAGCUGUAACAAAAAUGGACGUCCGAGCUGAUUUUGGCGAGAUAUUGAAUGAAGACAAACAAAUUGGUACUGUUACCAGUACUACGCUUAUUAAAAUUGGUCCCUAUGAGGAAAUCACAACUGACUACAUAGAAGUCAAAAUUACUGCGAAAUUAUCAACAAUGGUAGCGUUGCUACCUCCUCUCUUAGCCGGCAAGAUUCCAUUAUCUUUAAAUGGAACUAUCGGCGUUCUCAUUGAUAAUAAACUGGCUUUGCAAGACCUACCACUAACUUUGUUAAACAUAGUUAGUACUCAAGAAUCAUCCGUAAGUAGAAUUGAGAUAGAAAGGAACACAAACGGGAACAAACAUCAACCCGUAAAAUACAAAUAUACGAUCAAGUCGUCCACGAUGAUUGUACAUCUUGGUGGUCUGGUGGCCAUUGCCAUUUUUUAUAUUUUAAUUCUACUUGUGGGAAUAUGGGCCGGAAAAAAGCAAAAAUCAUCGGAAGCAUCGCCCGAUACCGAAGAAAUUAUGCUAGCGGGAAGAAACAUUGGCCUACUAGUCGGUAUCUUUACAAUGACAGCUACAUGGGUAGGAGGAGCUUACAUAAACGGUACUGCUGAACAAGUUUUUUCCACUGGUCUGCUUGCUUGUCAAGCACCGAUUGGUUAUGCAGUUAGUUUAAUUGUUGGUGGGUUACUAUUCGCACAGCCGAUGCGAGAUGCGGGAUAUGUUACUAUGCUUGAUCCAUUUCAACGUAAAUAUGGACAACGGAUGGGCGGGCUUUUGUUUAUUCCAGCUUUGCUCGGAGAAGUCUUCUGGUCGGCAGCGAUUUUGUCCGCGUUAGGAGCAACAAUCAGUGUUAUUUUCACCGAUAUUUCCAUAACAGCAUCUAUUGUUUUGUCAGCUGCCGUUGUCAUCAUCUAUACGCUCUUCGGUGGAUUGUAUUCGGUAGCCUAUACAGACGUUGUUCAACUCGGUUUUAUCUUUAUUGGCCUGUGGAUUGCUGUUCCAUUUGCUAUGCAACACAAAAGUGUUGGCGAUAUCGUUACUACAUGGCCUGAAUGGCGUGGGCAUCUCGAUAAAUCACAAAUGGUAGAAUGGACAGAUAAUAUGUUGCUAUUAAUUUUCGGUGGAAUACCCUGGCAGGUGUAUUUUCAACGUGUACUAUCAGCAAAAUCAGCGAAAAAGGCAAUGUAUUUGUCAUUCUGCGCUGCGGUCGGAUGCAUUGUAUUAGCAAUACCACCUAUACUCAUAGGAGCGAUCGCAAAAUCUGCCGAUUGGAAUAUGACUGACUAUGAUAUCAAGAAAGAUAUUCAUUCACCUGAAGUGACGAAAUUGAUUUUACCAUUGGUUCUUCUGCAUCUAUGUCCAAAAUUCAUCGCCUUCAUCGGCUUAGGCGCAGUUUCUGCUGCAGUUAUGUCGAGCGCUGAUUCAAGCGUGCUCAGCGCUAGUUCCAUGUUUGCUCGAAACAUUUGGAAACUUGUUUUUCGUGAUCAGGCAUCGGAAAGAGAAGUAUUACUUGUCAUGCGUAUUGGUAUAUUUCUUGUUGGCAUUGGCGCAGCUUGCAUUGGCAUCCUUGUGUCAUCUAUUUACGUUCUUUGGUAUUUAAGUUCGGAUCUCGUCUAUGUCAUAUUAUUUCCUCAAUUGCUCUGUGUGGUCUAUGUUCCACACACGAAUACUUAUGGGUCACUGGCAGCAUACAUCGUUGGCUUUUUCUUUCGAUUUCUAAUUGGUGAACCGUUGUUAGGUAUUCCAGCAACAAUUCAUUUUGGUCCAUACAUUCCACCGAAAAGUUUAUGCAUGCUUAUAUCGUUGGCAACAAUAUUAAUUGUUUCUCAAUUAGUUAAGUGUCUUUUCGAAAGACGCAUUUUACCACCUAAAUAUGAUAUUUUUCAUUGUCUUGUUGAUAUACCAAACGAGAUUUUGCCAUUGAGAGAGAGUUCGACAACCGAUGAAUUGCACUAUCGAGUUAUUCGACCAGCAACAGGCCAGCAAUACUUAGCCGAACCAUCCAUGCUGGUUAAUAACUCAUUUUCUCAAAGUCAAGAAGGUCUAAGUGCUUACGAUUAA